ACCGAACGAAGGCAAGGCAAGAUACACCACAUUUGCGCUGAUAUCCUCAAUUAACAAUAACUGGUCGGAACCAGCUUUAUGUACUUGAAAUUAUUUGAUGUUAAGAAAGCAUGCAUUACAUAGUUACACAGCAAAAAAAUUCGAAAUUUUGAAUUCCUUUAAAUGUUUCUUCCCAUCAUGAAAGUCUUGUUAAGAAUGUCUGUUUUAUGUUAUUAUAAACAACCUGCAUUAAAUAUUUUUCCUUUCUUCUACAAUAAGGAUGUUUAUAUACUUUAAAACAAUGGGAUGGGCCUAUGUGAUUGCAUGUUUAUUGUUAUGUUACCGUUAUUGGUUAUUGUUGAGAUAGAGACCAGGUGAAGUCUUGUGUGUUAUAUCAACGGUAGCUGCUGCUUUUCUUGAUCAUUGUAUCAUGAGGGCGAUACUUUGGUGCAUCUUUCACAUAUCAAUUUACGCAAAUGAAGAAAUUAACACAAAAUGGACAGAGUUUAAAUCAACGGCCAGGGAGUUAAAAUCAAAUGUGACAGAGCUUCAAUUGAAUGCAACAGAACUAAACAACAGGCCGAAGUAUAUAGCAGAACCAGAUUGGGAUAAAUUAGAUUUGCGACCCAUUCCUAUGUGGUAUGAUGAUGCAAAAAUAGGCAUUUUUAUUCAUUGGGGAGUGUAUUCUGUGCCAGGUUUUAAAAGCGAAUGGUUCUGGUAUUUUAUGCGCAUAGGUGACCAGUCGAUAAAGGAAUUUAUGACUACGAAUAAUUACGAGUCUUACUUUGAUUUCGUCCCGAUGUUCACUGCCGAAAAGUUUGAUCCUGAUAAAUGGGCAGAGCUUUUUGCCAAUUCCGGAGCAAAAUACGUUGUCAUCACUUCUAAGCAUCACGACGGCUUCACCUUGUUUCCAUCUGGGCGGUCUAACUGGAAUUCAGUAGAUAUUGGGCCCAAAAUAGAUAUUCUUGACGCUGUUUCUAAGUCAGUAAGGAAAUAUAACCUAAAAUUUGGUGUGUAUUACUCUUUAACAGAAUGGUUCAAUAAAUUGUUGAAGAAUGAUAGAAAGAAACAAUACAAAACCACUGUUUACACAGACAGUAUAGUUUGGCCAGAUAUACAAUACAUAGUGAAUACCUAUAAACCAUCAGUGCUAUGGUCCGAUGGAGACUGGGAUGGAAGUGACGUUUACUGGAAAUCGAGGGAGCUCUUAACUUGGCUCUAUAACGAUAGUCCUGUUAAAGAUGAGAUUGUGGUCAAUGAUAGAUGGGGAAACAACACCAACUGCCAACAUGGAGACUUCUUGAAUUGUGAAGAUAGAUAUAAUCCGGGAUACUUAUUAAAUCACAAAUGGGAGAAUGCUUUUACUUUAGAUAAAGAAUCUUGGGGCUUUAGGGCUGAAAUUGGACCUGAACAAAUUAUGACCUUCGAAGAGUUGCUGGCGAAGGUUGUGUCCACGGUGAGCUGUGGAGGAAACUUACUGAUCAAUGUUGGACCAAGCAAGGAAGGGAUUAUAGCACCAAUAUUUCAAGAGCGACUUUUGCAAUUGGGCGACUGGCUGAAAAUUAAUGGUGAAGCAAUUUAUAAAACGACACCUUGGGAAUCCCAACAAGACACUCUCAAUGCUGAUGCUUGGUAUACCUGUAUAGAUAGAGCACGAAAACAUUACAGAAACCCGAAUCUGGAACCAAAAUCAGAUAUCCACAUAGUUUUCACAAUUUUCUUAAAAUGGCCAGAGGAUGACAAACUGAAACUCACUGGCUUGUCGAGAUUAAUGAUUUCUGGAAAGUAUAGAGUAGAAUUGUUGAAACGCGAUGGUCGUAUUCAAGUUAAAUACCAGAUUUCUGAUGACUUGCCCGACAUAGUGGUGGAAAUCAAACUCCCAGAAUUGGACAAUUCAACAAGUAAAUACGGCUGGGUGUUGAAAAUUGAGAGAUUAGAAUAAGACUGAACAACCACGUUCAACAGCAAGCCACAAUUACAUAAGCCUAUAAUGUUUCACUGCAAUAUCCAUUUUUAAAAAUGGAGGAUCAACUGGGAACACUGUUGUCCAAAGAUUACUUUAAGUAAUUGUUUUUCGUAACUUUUCAUUUCACUGCUUCAAUGGCGUAUUUGCAAUAAAAC
Hyposmocoma kahamanoa is the source of this 2100-nucleotide messenger RNA. Its product is annotated as plasma alpha-L-fucosidase-like. Bases 410 to 1921 code for a protein of 503 amino acids. Gene Ontology annotation, molecular function: alpha-L-fucosidase activity. The transcript has 8 exons. NCBI's taxonomy places the organism in Eukaryota, Metazoa, Arthropoda, Insecta, Lepidoptera, Cosmopterigidae. Gene Ontology annotation, cellular component: lysosome. Gene Ontology annotation, biological process: glycoside catabolic process; fucose metabolic process. The record is from RefSeq and is a predicted model, not a curated record.